Puntigrus tetrazona (Sumatra barb) is the source of this 677-nucleotide messenger RNA. RefSeq names its product histone H3. The record is from RefSeq and is a predicted model, not a curated record. NCBI's taxonomy places the organism in Eukaryota, Metazoa, Chordata, Actinopteri, Cypriniformes, Cyprinidae. The transcript has a single exon. Gene Ontology annotation, cellular component: nucleosome. Gene Ontology annotation, molecular function: structural constituent of chromatin; protein heterodimerization activity; DNA binding. The coding region runs from base 230 to 640 and encodes 136 amino acids.
AAACAAAAUAUAUCAAUGUAGCACUGAAUAGAGAACAUUUGAGCGGGAAACUCGGUCCUCCGCUGCUCGUUCAAAAACAGAAAAGGCACGUCAUUGGCCGCCUCACGCUGUGACGUAAACACAACAGCCAACCAAAUACAGCAAGUGACGCACCGCCCAACGAGAAAGGAGAGUUUAAAAAGCUGCUGCAGCUGAACAAAGUCAUUCUGUUGUAAAAUAAUACAGGAAAAUGGCAAGAACCAAGCAGACCGCUCGUAAGUCCACCGGUGGUAAAGCCCCGAGGAAGCAGCUCGCCACCAAAGCCGCCCGUAAGAGCGCUCCGGCUACCGGCGGAGUCAAGAAGCCUCAUCGUUACAGGCCCGGCACCGUGGCUCUGAGAGAGAUCCGUCGCUAUCAGAAGUCCACCGAGCUGCUGAUCCGCAAGCUGCCCUUCCAGCGUCUGGUGCGAGAAAUCGCUCAGGACUUCAAGACGGACCUGCGCUUCCAGAGCUCCGCUGUCAUGGCCCUGCAGGAGGCCAGCGAGGCUUAUUUGGUCGGUCUGUUUGAGGACACCAACCUGUGCGCCAUCCACGCCAAGAGAGUCACCAUCAUGCCCAAAGACAUCCAGCUGGCCCGCCGCAUCCGUGGAGAGCGCGCUUAAACGCAACGCUUCAUCUUAAACACAAAGGCUCUUUUAA